UAAUAUAUUGGAAUUGGUGUGUACCUAUGGGCUGUUACCUAUGAGAAUUAUUAUCUCAGGAAUUAAAUAACUUUGCUGCUGAAUUAUCAGCUUUAAAAAAUGCAAGGAAUUGGUUUACCGAUUCUUAUUAUUGUGACUUUUGUGGGUAUAUCUACUUCUACCCCGUUAGAUGAUUACGUACAUCAUGAUGACGGUUACUUUAACGUCGAGAUUGUCACCAACUGGACGAGAAAGGACGCGGCACAUACGUCAUACUUGCUCAACAUGACGUCACAAAAAUGGCUGACAGAAAAGAACGUGAGCAGAUCAGUGUGGUGGCAUUACCUUAUAGUGAAUAUCCCACAUUAUUUUGACCCUGAGAUGCAUGGGAGUGGCUACAUGAAGAUUGUGGGAGGGAAUAACAACAAUCCGGAUGCGGUGCCAGAUGAAACGGAUGACGAUAUCAUGUUGUCUGGUAUGAUGGCCGAAAGAACUGGAAGCGUUACAGCUAUACUCAAGCAAGUACCGAACCAGUACAUCGUAUUUGCAUCUGAUCCAAAACAAGCUAAGCGAGAUGAAGAUGCCAUUAUAGCUUUCACAUGGCGACAUUUCAUUGACGACCCGAGCCAGCCUGAAUGGUUGUUACGUUUACCGAUGACCAAGGCAGCAGUGAAGGCAAUGGAUGCCAUAAAUGCUUUUGUGCUCGACGUAGCAAAGAGGCCUGUGGAUAAGUUUUGUGUAGGAGGCGAAUCAAAGAGAGGAUGGACAACUUGGACAACAGCAGCGGUUGAUUAUAAGCGCGUGAAAUGCAUUACACCAAUCGUUAUGGAUGAACUUAACCUUGUUAAGAAUCUGCACCAUCAUUAUCGGGCUUACGGAGGUUGGACUUUCGAAUUCAACGAUUAUUACGAAGAAUUCGUCACAAGGGACUUAGAUAAUCCGAACACACAAUUAAUGGCGGAUAUUGUGGAUCCUCUAUCUUACAAAGAUCGGCUUACGAUGCCGAAACUGAUCAUCAGCACCGGUAGCGACGAGUUCUUUUUACCCGAUGAUUCUUAUUACUAUCUCGACCAGUUAACUGGACCAACGUAUCUAUCCAUGCUUCCUAACACUGAUCAUUCGUGCGACGGUAAAGAAGUCGAUAUCUUGCAUAACGUUGAAAGUUUCUACGUUAGCAGUAUGAAGGGCUACCCAUUACCUCAAGUAACUUGGAAGUUAACCAGCAAUAGCACAUACGGUUCCAUACAAGUUACUUCGCCAACCAAACCAAGUCUUGUCAGAGCUUUCUACGCUGUAACAGAGUCAUCUACGAGGAGAGAUUUCCGGCGCUACAAACUCAACGAAACAGAUCCAAUGUCAGGUCCAGUGCUUCAGAAGAUAUUGUGGGUAUUCGAUGGUGUUACGAAACAUAGCGACACAGAGUUCAGUGCUGCUUACUCUGCUCCUGCUAAAGGGUGGCUGGCGUUUUUCAUUGAGAUGAGUUACCCGGUUUCCGGUGGUUCAGUGAUGGUGGUAACAACUGAAACUAACAUGGUUCCUCAUGACUUACCUUUUCCUGAUUGCUCUGGGGAAGACUGCAUGGGAACGUUGGUGUGAUUGUUACCGGUUACUGCAUAUAGUAAAUGAAACUAAUAGAAGUAAUACGAAUGCAAAAUAAAACAUUACAGUGUCUGUAAAGUAGUACUAUAUAAUAAGUCUGAGAAAUAUUUAAAAUGCACUCUAUGACAUUCGUUACAGCAGUGUUCUAUUUCGCACGCUUCUUCUCGCCUACACGGCUGACAAUUUAGUUAAGUUUCUCACCAAGGACACACGGCAAAAUGUGUGUCAGCAUUGAACUUGGAAUCCGGUAUUCCUUUCCCACGAUGCCUAUAAUAAAACUACUGAACCAAAAUAGGAUUCAAAACUUACCCUGUCCAAUUUAAUCCUGCGUUUGUGGGGUGUCCAUAUAUAUAUCGUCGACGUGUUCGAUUAUUCACAGUGCGCGUUUAUUUCGUCAAUGGGUGAUGCACGUUAACAAUAAGCAAUUUCUAUUGCACUAGACACUUAGUACAUGUGAGUAAACGACGUAUAAAGCUACGCUGGUGUACGUGGUGAAAAAUGCAAGGGGGUUUCAAUCGAGACCAAAAACAUGGCGAAAAUCGAAGGGAAAUGGUUUUAACCAUCUGCGUUUGCUUUUCAAUUGUACUAUAUCUUUAGCGCUACAGUGUGAAAAUCACUUGAAAAUUUAAAUUUUAUGUUUAGGAGUUGGUUAAAAAGACGCUGCAUCAUUUUGGAUGCUGAUUGAAUUAUUAGAAUUAAGUUGGAAAUCUUAAGCUGCUGAGUGUUAAAUAUGGUUAUGAUGUCAUUGUUGAUGACGUCACUGAUACGAUGAUGACGUAUAAGAUCAGAUGCAAAUGUUAGGCUCAGGUAAAUCAUUCAAGGAGAGAAGUUGAGUUGCUGGUGUCAAUCAUUUGGAUGACGUGAUGAUGACGUCAUUCGUAAUCACAAAGACGGAUGACGUAACGAGUGGGUGAUGUUGAGAUUGCACAAGGGGCGUUACGUCACUCUGACGUCACGAAUAAA
Molecule: messenger RNA, 2541 nt
Organism: Ciona intestinalis (vase tunicate)
Lineage: Eukaryota; Metazoa; Chordata; Ascidiacea; Phlebobranchia; Cionidae
Product: autocrine proliferation repressor protein A-like
Source: RefSeq, a predicted model, not a curated record